Messenger RNA from Tuber melanosporum (Perigord truffle), 1065 nucleotides. RefSeq lists its product as uncharacterized. Gene Ontology annotation, cellular component: Golgi apparatus; SNARE complex; late endosome membrane. Gene Ontology annotation, molecular function: SNARE binding; SNAP receptor activity. The transcript is spliced from 5 exons. The coding region runs from base 1 to 921 and encodes 306 amino acids. NCBI's taxonomy places the organism in Eukaryota, Fungi, Ascomycota, Pezizomycetes, Pezizales, Tuberaceae. Gene Ontology annotation, biological process: endoplasmic reticulum to Golgi vesicle-mediated transport; vesicle fusion. The record is from RefSeq and is a predicted model, not a curated record.
AUGGUUGUUCCCGAGAGGUGUGAGGUGCAACAACCUCCAAGUGUCCUCUUCCUCCAGAAACAACCUUCGAUUCCCCGCGAAACACCUAUUUGGCUAUUAGCCCCUCUCCCAAUCCAUCACCCGAAGUUUCUCACGAAAUUCGCCUCUUUUGUGACACCUCCGGCCGAAGCUACUGCCAGGAACUCACGGCGUAAAAUGAAUUCUCUAUUCAACUCUGCCCUAAAGCAGACACAGUCUAUCAAGAAGGACUUGGGUACAUUCGCGGAGUCCCCUGGAACUUCGUCACCGGCCCUACAAGGACAGAUAUCUGCUUCAUUAGCUUCUCUCUCACGAACUAUCGAUGAUUACGACUCUAUGGCAAGGCGAGAGAUCGUUCCCGCAAAGCAAGAAAAGGCACUUCAGCGUGUCAAGAAUUUUAGAAAGGAGAUUUCGGAGUACAGGCAGCAGUUUGUUAAGCUGAAGGGCGAAAGGGCCGACGCUGAGCAUACCGUCGCUCGCGGUGAACUCCUCGGACGUCGUGGACAUUCAUCUGCGACCCCCGAGAACCCCUAUGCGAAUACUACGCAUACCCGAAACAUCUCCUCUCCACAUUCCCCGUUCGCACCGGCCGGGGGCGCUCAGACUCAUACGAUGUCCCAAGAAGAUCACGUUUUCCGGGAAAGAGAUUUCAUGUCGCGUACGAACGAUCAGCUUGAUGACUUUCUCGAUCGAGGCAGGGCUGUACUGGCGGACCUGGGUGAACAAAGGCAGAUGUUGAAGAACACCCAACGAAAGCUUUACAACGCCGCAAAUACACUGGGGGUGAGUAGGGAUACAAUCAGGAUGAUUGAGCGGAGGGCUAUGCAGGACAAAUGGAUAUUCUACGGUGGGAUUGUGGUCUUCUUCCUCUUUUGCUACAUGGUCUUGAAGUUGUUGCGUUAAGGCUGGAUGAUGGAAGAGGCGGGAAAUAUGAAUGCGUAUAAUAAUGUAUGGUUGUGGGAGGAGGCGUUUUCCUUCUUAUUCUUCUCAAAAUUCGAUACACACACACCCUAGGCAAAGUACUAGAAUGUAAGCAAGUCACUUGAA